Messenger RNA from Malus domestica (apple), 1095 nucleotides. Its product is annotated as carbon catabolite repressor protein 4 homolog 1-like. Gene Ontology annotation, cellular component: nucleus; CCR4-NOT complex; cytoplasm. Gene Ontology annotation, biological process: nuclear-transcribed mRNA poly(A) tail shortening. Gene Ontology annotation, molecular function: poly(A)-specific ribonuclease activity. The record is from RefSeq and is a predicted model, not a curated record. NCBI's taxonomy places the organism in Eukaryota, Viridiplantae, Streptophyta, Magnoliopsida, Rosales, Rosaceae.
AUGAGUUGCUAUUGCUCUAUAAGUUGUUAUAAGGCUGCCUGGGACAAGCACAAGGUGCACCAUCAUUUUGCAGCUCCCAAUCCUGAUCCACAAGCAGUGAAAAUUAUCAAGAGUUUUGGGCCUUAUGGCUCUUAUCCUGAUUUACCUGACUAUCAGGAUGAUGGUUCGCAGCCUGAUGAGAUGGUGGAACAAGAUGGGAAAACAUGGAUUGAGGUGGGUUCUUCCGAAUAUUAUGUACCCACAGAGAAUGAUAUUGGAUUUUGUCUGAGGCUAAAAUUGGAAGUUGUUGAUUCUUCAACGCAUACACAAUUGUUCCCAGCAAGAAUCAAAGUGACGGAUCCUGUGAUUUAUCCUCCUCCUCAUCCACCGCGUUGUACAAUGUGGAACUCUUGCAACGCUGACCUCAAAGAACACUCUUCUAAUGAUGUAACCUUUAGGGUACUGUCCUAUAAUAUCCUUGCUAAUUAUCUUGCUACUAGUGGUAGUAACUGGCACUUUUACUGCCCAGAUUGGGCUCUUUCAUGGGAAUAUCGUCAGCAAAAUUUACUUUAUGAGAUCAUUGAAUAUGACGCAGAUAUCCUAUGUCUUCAAGAGGUACAGAAAGAUCAUUUUGAGAAUUUCCUCAAACCUGAGUUGGCAAAAUAUGGAUACUCGGUUAUAUACAAGAAGAAAAAGUUCGAGAUAAAUAUUGGUUUGCUUGCUUUGCACUGUGAUUGUAUUCAUCAGCAUUUGACAUAUUCUUUUAAAUCCCAUCAUACAACUGAUGGAUGUGCUACAUUUUACCGCAGUCAACGAUUCAAAGAGAUUGCAACAUAUGAGCUUGAGUUUAAUAAUUCAGCAAAGCCCCUUGUAGAUUCAUUGGCUGAUAAACAGAAAAGUGAAGCUCGCCGUCUGCUGAAGGACAACGUUGCACUUGUUGUUAUAUUAGAAAUGGUGGAAAAUGAGGGCUCCUUGGAUGGCAAUCGACCUAGAAUUUGUGUGGUACUAUGUCUAUUUCAAAUUCUACAGCCUUAUAUCAUAAAUUCUCAAGUGCUGACUGCUGACACAAUUGUCCCUUUCAGCCACAGUCAAAUACCCAUUUACAUGCAAAUGUAA